Tricharina praecox is the source of this 1305-nucleotide messenger RNA. RefSeq names its product Alpha/Beta hydrolase protein. The coding region runs from base 329 to 1219 and encodes 296 amino acids. NCBI's taxonomy places the organism in Eukaryota, Fungi, Ascomycota, Pezizomycetes, Pezizales, Pyronemataceae. The record is from RefSeq and is a predicted model, not a curated record. The transcript has a single exon.
AUCAGUGCUAUACAUGCUAGAGCUCGUCGCAAGAUCAGUACAACGACACGAUCAUCUACCUAUAAUCCAGUACACCCCAAGCGCCCAUCUGUCUCGCCCCGAUCAACCACCGAGUCCUGUGUAGCUACAGUCGCCAGCAUUACUACAUACAUAACUUAUCAACUACUUGUUACUGUCCCCUCCUCAUAGCUAAUCCAGCACGAAACGUCACUUCACGGGUUAGGGUUGACUACUCUGUACUAGUACCUCGGUGAACAACACCAAAGUCCAAUCCAUCGAUCCCGUCGUCCCGUCACCCCGUCACCCUGCCAUCCAGAACCUCCCCAAAAUGGAGUCCCCCGACCCCACCUCCGCGUCGACUUCCAAAUACCCCCCCACCGUCCUCACCAUCGGCGGUCUCAGCACCACAAUCCACGGCCUCAAUGCUCUUCCGCCCGCGACCCAAACAUGCACUCUAACCGCAGUGCACCUCCUCCACCCACGCCUCCAAACCUCAUCCUACAUGACUCCGCUCGCAUGCAGCAUCCUUGACGCCGCCAUCUCCCCCACCAUCUGCAUCAGCUUCGACCAGCGAAACCACGGCACGCGCUCCAUCGACCCCAUCCGCAACGAAGCCUGGCGCCAGGGAAACGACACGCACGCCAUCGACCUGCUAGCCAGCUACGCCGGCACGGCGCGGGAUCUUGCGGGCGUGAUCGACUUCCUCUCGGCGUAUCUGGGCAGAAAGGUGGAGCGACACAUCGUCGCUGGCGUGUCGCUUGGUGGCCAUGCUGCGUGGAUCGCAGUUACGCAGGACCCGAGGAUCGAGGCGGCGGGGGUGAUUAUUGGGUGCGCCGACUACUGCGCGUUGAUGCGGCAUCGCGCUGAGAAGAGCCGCCUGAAUGCCUUUUCGAUCGGUGCGUGCGCGGCAUUCCCAGAGGGUCUGCUCGAUACGGCGAAGAGGCUCGAUCCCGCGGCGAUGGGGGUAAAGGAGGUUGCGAGACGACUGCAGGGGAAGAGGGUGCUGUGUUUGAGUGGGGGUGCGGAUAAGUUGGUUCCUUAUGACUGUAAUCGUGGGUUCUUAGAGGAGUUGAAGGGGGCCCAGGGAGUGGAGAUUGUGGAUAAAGUGUAUGAGGGCGUGGGGCAUGAGUGUACGCCGGCUAUGAUCGAGGACUUGGCGCAGUGGGUGAGGGAGGUCGUGGAGAAAUGGAAUGGAAGGAUCGAAGUGGGAAAGCUGUAGGAUAUCGUGAGGGGGUAUUACGGCAUUAGGGGAUAGCGUUGUCGGAGUUCAGGCGAGCCGACGGACGUUUAUAGCUCACUCAUAGA